Tigriopus californicus is the source of this 3392-nucleotide messenger RNA. RefSeq names its product adhesion G-protein coupled receptor D1-like. Gene Ontology annotation, biological process: G protein-coupled receptor signaling pathway; cell surface receptor signaling pathway. NCBI's taxonomy places the organism in Eukaryota, Metazoa, Arthropoda, Copepoda, Harpacticoida, Harpacticidae. Gene Ontology annotation, cellular component: membrane. Gene Ontology annotation, molecular function: G protein-coupled receptor activity. The record is from RefSeq and is a predicted model, not a curated record.
AGUGCUAUGAAUCUUUCUUGGGCUUGACCUUCUUGUCGUCCUUACAAAGGACACACCCAAAGAUCGUGAAGGAGAAUCCUCCAUAAUGGAAAGAGUGGCCAGACUUAAAGCGAUAGUGUUCCUAUGUUUAAUAACAAGACACAGUGUUUCCACGGAGCAGUUCAUGAAAUAUUCUGUGAUCGAAUCUACGGGAAAGAACUGUCCUUCCCGAGAUUCUUGUCGACAAACCCGCAGUACUCGGGGACCCAUCGAAGUGGACUGGAAGAAAAGAAAUUGCUUUUGUGAUAAUUUCUGCUCCAUGUAUGGAGAUUGUUGCAUCGACGCACCCGCAUUCAACUCGGAAGAACAACGAGCGAACAAGAAAAACUUUGAUUGUGUGAACCUCAAGCAAUAUGGGGAUAUCUACAUCCGAAGCCAAUGUCCCUCGGAUUGGGAGCACUCCAAUAUUCAACGAGCUUGCGAAAAUCCAAAUGAAGUGUCAGAUCCUUUCGGAACUACCCCGGUAACGAAUUCGGAAACCGGAGCCACCUACCGUAAUUUUUAUUGUGCCGUGUGUAAUGCCGAUUCCAAGAGCAUUCAGUUCUGGAAACCUAGACUAGAAUGCCCAACUUUAACGGGGUAUUUCAAUCGCUUCAAGAACGUGACCAUUCAAUUCAUCUACGAGCGGCUCGAGUUCGAUGAAAACCGAAGUCAGUGGGGUGUGUCCAUCGAUACUGGGGGCAUUCAGGUGUUUCAUGCCUGUUUCAUUGAUCCCUCGGCCCCGGAAGAAUUGUUGGCCAAAAUAAGGACAUGUCCCGGAAGCAAUACCAUCAUGGAUUGUCCGACCAACUUUGAGGGUGAUGUCACACGAGAGCUCUGUCUUUCUUAUACGGGCUUGAUCUUCGAGCCCAACGCGGUUUACCGCAAUGUUCAUUGCGCCCUGUGCAACGGAGCAAACCUCGAGCGAUUAAUUUGUCUCAAUUUGGGUCCAUUUGGACGCGUGAAUUGGCAGCAAAACUUCAAUUUGAACUCAUUCGCAGUCUUGUUCGAUUUGGGUGGAGCCACCAAAAAUUCAGUUGGAUUCACUGGCGUCCAAUGUCAGAGUGGGAAGAUUUUCGAUCCUUUCUUCAAGAAGUGUCGAAGUGUUGUUUGCCCUAACGAAAACGAGCUUUUCAUUGAUGGAAGCUGUAUUGAUCCCAAUGCCAUUGACGUUGUCGAUGCCGAUGAAGCCGUAAUCGAGAUUUUAGGUGAUUCGAAAGAAGAGAACAUUAUUGUCUCAACCAUAAAGGCUACAGUCUCCUCAUCUACUUCGACCACGUCUCCAACGCCUGGCACAACUUCAAUCAAGAGUGAAGUACCUUCAAGUUCACAACCGACCUUUGAAAUUCCAGUAUUCAGCACCUCUUUCGAUUCGGUUUACUUUCCCGUUGAAGUGAACACGUCUCCGAGUCGAAAAUCAUCCAAACCUCCGGAUUUAUCAACAACUCGAACGCCAACUACUACAACAACGAUAAUCGAAGAUACUACCACAACUCUAUCACCUACGGAUUUGCCCACAACGACAACAACUACAACAACGACCUCGACGACAUUCAUUUCAUCAGAAUUACCAUCACCGAUAACGACAGCAACAACUACUCCAACAACCACAUUUGUAAACUUAACAGAAGUAACAGAAGCUCCAAUAAUACCAUACCCUGAUGCAAACGUUUCAAUCCAUCCGACCGCCAACUCUAGUUAUUCGUCUCCGGUACUGAAUGUAAACGACGACCUAAUGAAUGACACAACACUACAUGAUGCAGAUAGCCCAAUAUUGUUUCCCAACGCUCCCUCCACCUUGUCAGCCUUGAACUUCACUUAUGAGAUUAAAUCAACUUCAACAACCGAAGCUUUAAAUGAGACGGUGAAAUCGACUUCAGCUCCAGAGCCCGUUAACAAUCCUUCUCUUCCAACCUUGUCACCGACUCAAAUGCUUUUCUUGCAAUGUCCAAAAAUUCAGUUGCAAUGGGAUGAAUACCAAAUGUUGGACAAUGGAACAAUCUUUGUCGAGGAGUACAACCUGACAUUGGACAAGGUCGAGUACCAAUUUGUCAUGUCUAAUGAUGAGGAAGGAUCGUACAGAAACAUUUGGAUUUGUGUAAUUGACGCACCCGUUACUCAACCCAAUAAAUUCGAUGUGGAAAUGGGUAUCGUCACAAUGAUUGGUUUGGGCCUAUCAACGAUUUGCCUUGUUUUCCACCUGAUUGCAUUCACGAUGGCACCAGAACUUCAAAACCUGAGUGGCAAGAAUUUGGCAUCGAUGUCAAUUGCGCUAUUGGGUGGAUAUCUAUCGUUUAUAUCCGCCAUGUUCAUGAAGAACCGUUCCGGAUCUGUUGGAUGCUUCAUACUCGCCGUGUUUAUGUACUAUUUCUUCCUGUCUGCCUUCCUAUGGAUGUUCGUCGUAUCUUGGGAUAUCUUUCAUACCCUAAGAUUGGCGACGACCCAACUCAGACUCUCAAUUGGCAAACAGUGGAAGAAAUUCGGAUUGUAUUGUGUCAUUGCAUGGGGAAUUCCUACACUCCUUGCCGCGGUAGCAGUGAUUGCAGACCUGACCGCUGGGGAGUCCAUGGGUUUCAAUCCAGCAUUUGGACAAAGUGAUUUGUGUUGGUUUUCAAACAAACAGGGACUUCUGGCAUUUUUCGCUAUUCCCAUCGGAUUGCUACUGAUUUCCAACAUUGUUUUCUUUGUUCUCAGUGCUGGUAUGGUGUAUGACACCACCUCUGGAACAAAUAAAGCGACAUCAUGUGGCCCGAGUAUAAAUUUCCACCUCUAUCUGAAACUGGCUAUCAUAAUGGGCCUCACGUGGAUCAUAGGAUUGGUUGCCGGGUUCCUGAACGUCACCGAGGUCUGGUAUGUUUUCAUUGCCCUCAACACUCUUCAAGGAGUGUUCAUUUUCGUUGCAUUCUCUUGCAACCGCAAAGUGUUCCAAAGUGUCAGAUCCACAUUGCGAGGGGAUCAGCCCACCGCUACCUCCUCAUUUUCAUCGAUGCUGAGUGCCAAGCACAAGAGAUCAAAUGAUUCCAACGCAGAUCAUCUCGAGUCCAAUCCGAAGAAAGGGAGAACUCGCCCAGAUUUCACGGUCAGGGGCAAGACCAUGUAUACUGUGUCCAAUUAUCAAGUCAACCAGAGCUUAAAUCAGAACAGUUUCGAUGGUAGAUAUUUCUAAUCAUGAUUGAGCUUUGAAGUCUGACGCACUUACGUAUUAUUAUUCAUUCUGCCAUGGCUUUUCUGUUGAGAUGUCUCGACUCUUUCGAAACGUCCAUUCACACCAGACUCUUAAUAACCAAGUUUCCCCCUAGUCAGAUAUCUCGUUUCUAGACCAAUGUAUUCACCACGUGUAAAUAACAUUGAAUAACAAGUUAUGCUUGUUCUAA